This is a messenger RNA of Nerophis lumbriciformis (worm pipefish), 1770 nucleotides long. Its product is annotated as solute carrier family 13 member 2-like. The record is from RefSeq and is a predicted model, not a curated record. Gene Ontology annotation, cellular component: plasma membrane. Gene Ontology annotation, biological process: succinate transmembrane transport; alpha-ketoglutarate transport; fumarate transport. Gene Ontology annotation, molecular function: alpha-ketoglutarate transmembrane transporter activity; fumarate transmembrane transporter activity; sodium:dicarboxylate symporter activity. Lineage: Eukaryota; Metazoa; Chordata; Actinopteri; Syngnathiformes; Syngnathidae.
AUGGGCGCUCGCAUCAGGUGGCUUUGGCACCACCGCAACUACAUCAUCACGGCGGGGGUGCCGCUCGCCCUCCUGCCCCUGCCGCUGGUCAGCGCCACAUCGGUGAGCCAGGAGGCGCGUUGCGGCUACACCAUCCUCCUGAUGGCGCUCUACUGGUGCACCGAGUGUUUGCCCCUGGCAGUGACGGCCUUGCUGCCCGUGGUCCUCUUCCCCAUGAUGGGCAUCAUGCAGGCCGGGCAGGUGAGCAUCGAGUACCUGAAGGACACCAACAUGCUCUUCAUCGGUGGACUGCUGGUGGCCAUCGCGGUGGAGCAGUGCAACCUCCACAAGCGCAUUGCUCUGCGCGUCCUGCUGAUGGCGGGCGUGCGGCCGGCCCUGCUGAUGAUGGGCUUCAUGAUGGUGUCGGCCUUCCUCUCCAUGUGGAUCAGCAACACGGCCACCACCGCCAUGAUGCUGCCCGUCGCCCACGCCGUGCUGCUGCAGCUGAAGGCCACCAAGCUCGGGUCCGAGCACCGAGACCUGCGGGCGGAAGACAACCACGCCAUGGAGCUGGAGACCCCGGCGCCACAACAGGAAGUCGCGGAUGAUAGGGGGACGGACACCUCGCCGGAGAACGGCGUGCUGGACCGCAGUCCAGAACCGGAGCAGGAGUCCAGCAGGACGUUGGCAGAGGAGCAGUUCGAGCAGUUGUCCAAAGGAAUCAGUCUCUGUGUUUGUUACUCGGCCAGCAUCGGAGGCACGGCCACGCUGACCGGAACCCCGCCCAACCUCAUCCUCAAGGGUCAAAUCGACAAGCUUUUUCCCGACAACGACGACGUCAUCAACUUCGCCAGCUGGUUCGGCUUCGCCUUCCCCAACAUGAUCCUGAUGCUGGUUAUGUCCUGGUUCUGGCUGCAGUUCAUGUUCCUGGGCUUCAAUUUGCGGCGCACGUUCGGCUGCGGCGCGGCAGGCGGGCGGGACCGGGAGGCGUACGCCGUCAUGAAGGAGGAGUACAGGAAGUUGGGCGGGAUGAAGUUCGCCGAAGGGGCGGUGCUUACCGUCUUCGUGCUGCUGGUUCUGCUGUGGUUCAGCAGGGAGCCGGGCUUCAUCGACGGCUGGGCCACCGUGCUCUUCAACAAGCAGGGCCCCUUCGUGUCAGACGGGACCGUCGCCAUCUUCAUUUCCUUGUUCUUCUUCGUCAUCCCCUCCCGGUUACCGCGCUGCGGAGGCUACGGCUGCGACGACACAGGCAAGGCGGUGAACGCCCCCGCCACGCUGCUCAACUGGCAGGUGGUUCACGAGCGGAUGCCCUGGAACAUCGUGCUGCUGCUGGGGGGAGGCUACGCGCUGGCCACAGGAAGUGAGGUGUCGGGUCUCUCCACGUGGCUCGGUGAGAGUCUGGCGCCGCUGGAGAACAUCCCGCCCUUCGCCAUUUCUCUGCUGCUCACCCUGCUGGUGGCGACGUUCACGGAAUGUUCCAGCAACGUGGCCGCCACCACGCUCUUCCUGCCCAUCCUGGCCUCCAUGUCCAUCACCAUCAAGAUCCACCCGCUGUACGUGAUGCUGCCCUGCACCAUCGCCGCCUCGCUGGCCUUCAUGCUGCCUGUGGCCACGCCCCCCAACGCCAUCGCCUUCUCCUUUGGGAACCUCAAAGUCAUGGACAUGGUCAAGGCUGGCUUAAUGUUGAACAUCAUCGGAAUCCUGACUAUAAACGUUGGCAUCAACACGUGGGCGUACGCCAUGUUUGACAUGGGCACCUUCCCCUCGUGGGCCAACGUCACCCUGGAUUAG